UUUUUCUUUUACUGCAAUAUAUUCAACUCAACUGUUUUCUCUUGAUUCAUUCAUAUAUUCAAUCUCAGCAAAUACAAAACUGUUAUCGCCGAAGGAAUCUGAAAGGUCCUUCCCUCGUUGGUAUUUGCCACAUUUGGCAUUAAACUUUUAUUUUCUCGUUACUGCUAUUUAACUUUCCGCGCAGCUAUGUUGAUUGAUAUCAGGGAGAAUCGUUAGUUUGCAAUUUUUUCAACAUGAACACGCUUCGCACGCAAAUGCUGUUGUUGUUAAUGCUUUAGAAUGUGGCAAUGAAUCAAAAAUAAAAGUGCAACGUUGAAGUGGAUUAUUCAAAAAUAUUCUAACGGUUGAGCUAUGGCAUUGCAUUCGCGUAUGCUGAGUUAUUGCAAGCAGUGCUUUGCAGCUGCGUGAGUCGAAAGAAUAUUUGCACCAGCGAAUGGCAAAAGGCAACCGAGUGGCGGCGAGCAGCGAGGCGUCUCCGCAGAACACCAACACAAUGCAUCAUGCCUUGAGACCAUUUAUGAUGAUCUCGCAAGUAUUGGCCACGUUGCCUGUGACUGGGGCGUGUCGCAAAUCGUAUGUGGAGCGUGUUCACUUCAGUUGGUGCACUCUAAUUUCAUUCCUUUCCGUCAUCAUGAUCGUCUUCUCGCUCACCGAUGUGGUGCUCUCUACGAAGGUGGUGAUGGAGUUCGGCCUGAAGCUGUACACAGUGGGUCCUUUCAGCUUUAGCAUUAUAUCUGCGGUGAGCGUCAGCAGCUUUCUGCAGCUCGCACGAAAAUGGCCAAAUCUGAUAAAACAUAUGUAUCGCUGCGAAUUUGUGUUUCUACAGAAAUCCUAUGCAAAUAGAGAAUCUCGAAACUUCACUAAUAAUGUUCGUAAGUUUGGUGCUAUUUUACUUUUCGGUGCGGCAAUGGAGCAUUCUGUGUACAUUGGGACUGCAGUUCUCAAUAAUGAUUUUCAAAUUAAGAAGUGCAAUUUAACGGUGGAUUUUUGGAAACAUUAUUAUAUGCGUGAGCGUUUGCAGAUAUUUUCGAUAUUCAACUACCACGCUUACUUGAUUCCAUUGGUGCAGUGGAUUACUAUAUCGACUACUUUUGCUUGGAACUAUGUGGAUAUAUUUUUAAGUAUGAUUUUUCGCUGUUUCGCGAUACGUUUUCGACAAAUGCAUUGGCGAAUUAGGCGACAUGCAAAAAAGCAUAUGCCUGAUAAUUUCUGGCAGGAGGUGCGUAACGAUUUUAUGAGCCUAGUAGAUUUGUUGCGCCUUUUCGACAAUGGACUGUCAACUUUGAUACUUGUGUCGUUUUGCAAUAAUCUCUACUUUAUAUGCGUGCAAAUAUUUCACAGCUUCAACAAUCGAGACAACUUUAUGAAAGAAUUUUAUUUUUGGUUCUCAUUGCUCUUUGUGUUAGUGCGCAUCUUAACAAUGAUGCUGUCAGCGGGUGUGGUGCAUGACGAGGUGAAGCAAAUAAUGUCGACUAUGUAUGAGAUCCCAACGAAGUUUUGGUGCCUCGAACUCAAACGCUUAAAUGAAAUCAUCGUACACGAUUUGGUUGCUUUUAGUGGUAAGAGUUUCUUCUUUCUGACGCGUCGCCUCAUAUUUGCGAUGGCUGGCACUAUUGUUGUGUAUGAAUUGGUGCUAAUCGAUCAGGUGGAGGAUAAGGAUGUGGUUACAGACUUUUGCACAUCACGCAAUGUUUAAGCGUUUAGAAAGGAAUUAAAAGCGAAUUGAAAGAUGCAAUGUUAAAGGAAACCAUCUAAAUAUUGUGUAUAAAGAUAAAUAAUUUUUCGAGCUAAAAGCACAUAUGCACUCACAGAAGAACAUUACUAUUUUAUUCGCAAAUUAAAAC
Bactrocera oleae (olive fruit fly) is the source of this 1844-nucleotide messenger RNA. It is a transcript of the gene Gr64d, whose product is annotated as Gustatory receptor 64d. Gene Ontology annotation, molecular function: sweet taste receptor activity. Gene Ontology annotation, cellular component: membrane. The record is from RefSeq and is a predicted model, not a curated record. Lineage: Eukaryota; Metazoa; Arthropoda; Insecta; Diptera; Tephritidae. Gene Ontology annotation, biological process: sensory perception of sweet taste; detection of chemical stimulus involved in sensory perception of taste.